AUGGUCGGCCGCAUAGGGUUCGAUCUCUCCGAGGUCCCGGUCCGCGUGCCGCCGGACUCCCCGCUGGCGCCCCAGUGGUACAGGCUCGACGGCAAGCGUGGGGAGAAGCUCCACCGCGGCGAGAUCAUGCUGUCGGUGUGGCUCGGGACCCAGGCCGAUGAGGCGUUUCCGGAGGCUUGGCAUUCCGAUGCGCAUGGGGCGGCUGGUCCGUCGGCCGUCGCCUCCACGCGCGCCAAGGUAUACUUCUCGCCCAAGCUCGUGUACCUCCGCGUCGCCGCCAUCGGGGCGCAGGACCUCGUGCCCCACGACACGUCGCGCCCCCCCUUCGACGAGCCCUUGCUCGUCACCGUGGAGGACCGCGUCGGGCCGGGCCGCGACGAGCCGCUCGGGCGCAUUAUGCUGCCCCUCAACGCCGCAAUGCCGCGCCAUGACCACUUCGGCAAGCCCGUGGAGCCGCGCUGGUACAGCCUUGCGCGCCCCAGCGACGACGGCGAGAAGAAGGAGGGCAAGUUCGCGAGCAAGAUACAGCUUCGGAUGUCGCUGGACUUUGGGUACCAUGUUCUUGACGAGUCGACUUACUACAGCAGUGAUCUCCAGCCAUCAUCAAAGCACACCCGGAAGCCGAGCAUUGGGAUCCUUGAGGUGGGGGUUCUAGGUGCACGCAACUUGAUUCCCAUGAAGGCCAAGGAUGGUCGCAGCACCGACGCUUACUGUGUUGCCAAGUAUGGUCCGAAAUGGGUGCGCACAAGAACCAUCAUGAACACCCUGAAUCCCCAGUGGAAUGAGCAGUAUACCUGGGAGGUGUUUGAUCCUUGCACCGUGAUCACGGUGGUGGUGUUUGACAAUAGCCAGAUUGGGAGCAAGAAUGGUGAUGCCCGGGAUGAAAGCAUUGGCAAGGUCAGAAUCCGUCUCUCGACACUGGAGACUGACCGGGUGUACACCCAUUUCUAUCCUUUGCUGGCUCUUAAGCCAAGUGGCCUCAAGAAGACCGGUGAGCUGCAUUUGGCUGUGCGGUUUACAUGCACGGCAUGGGUUAACAUGAUGGCAAUGUAUGGCCGUCCGCUGCUGCCGAAGAUGCACUACUCACAACCAAUAUCAGUGAUGCAGUUGGACUACCUGAGGCACCAGGCGAUGCAGAUUGUUUCGGCAAGGCUUAGCCGUGCUGAGCCUCCUCUGCGCAGGGAGGUGGUUGAGUACACGCUUGAUGUGGGCUCGCACAUGUUCAGUCUCCGGCGCAGCAAGGCCAACUUCUAUCGCAUCACCUCUCUGUUCUGUGGUUUUGCCUCAAUGGCCAAGUGGUAUGAUGGCAUCAGGAGCUGGCGAAACCCGAUCACAACAAUGCUGGUGCACAUGUUGUUCCUGAUACUGAUCUGCUACCCGGAGCUCAUCCUGCCUACCAUCUUCCUCUACAUGUUUAUGAUCGGACUGUGGAACUAUCGCUUCCGGUCAAGGCACCCACCACACAUGGAUACUAAGCUAUCGCAGGCUGAGUUCACACACCCUGAUGAGCUUGAUGAGGAGUUUGACACAUUCCCAUCCAACAGGCCAGCUGACAUUGUAAGGUUGCGCUACGACAGGCUGAGGAGUGUUGGAGGCCGUGUGCAGACGGUGGUCGGGGACCUUGCGACGCAAGGUGAGAGAGCCCAUGCGCUGCUGAGCUGGAGGGACCCCCGUGCCACAGCCAUCUUCAUAUUCUUGUCCCUGGUGGUGGCCAUUGUGCUGUAUGUGACGCCGUUCCAGGUUUUGCUGGUCAUCACUAUGCUCUACUUGCUGCGCCAUCCCCGGUUCCGCAGCAGGAUGCCCUCUGUCCCGUUCAACUUCUACAGAAGAUUGCCCGCCAAGUCCGAUUCGCUUAUUUGA
Triticum turgidum subsp. durum (durum wheat) is the source of this 1860-nucleotide messenger RNA. NCBI's taxonomy places the organism in Eukaryota, Viridiplantae, Streptophyta, Magnoliopsida, Poales, Poaceae. The record is from the annotation of a GenBank genome assembly.